AUGGCUUCAUUUCGGCAACGCAGUCUCGGAAGUCGUAUACACGUACGACAAAAACAAAACGAGACGUCCGAACAUGACCAGUCCAAGUCCUAUCAAUUUCAUCUCAACGUUCAUGAAGCGAAUGAAAUAGAUAAUCAAAUUACAACCGAUGUUGGAGUAAUAUCAAUAAAUGAUGAUCUACAACAGCAACAGAAUUUAACUCCAGAUCAAUUAGAACAGUUAUUUCAUCGAACUAGUUUUGAUUUGAUUGAAGAAUCAGCAGAUAAGCAAGAGUUUUUUAAACGUGAAGCAACAAUCAAAGCACCAAGAACAAGUAAAAUAAUCGAAACACCAUUUCCACCUGUUGUAUCAGAUCGUCAAGGAGUAGAUUUCGACAUUGAUAUUGAACAGUUGAAACAAUUAGCUAAACAAGAAGCAGGUCCAUUAAUCAUUGAAAGAUAUUCUCCUAGUGAAAAUCAAAUUAAUUAUCCAUUAUCAACUAUUACAUUAACAUAUAAUCAACCAAUGAUUGCUGUUUCAUCAUUGAAUGAACAAAUGAAAGCGGAAGAUUUAGGUAUAUCAUUGACACCGGAAAUAGAAGGACGCUGGCGAUGGACAGGAACAAAAAUAAUUCAAUUUGAAGCAAAACAUCGUUUACCAUAUGCAACAAAGUAUAUACUGAGAGUCAACAAAGAAAAUUGUAUAUCAGCAAUCGGAGGAAAGUUAGAUGACGAUUUUGUCUUUGAAUUUUUCACAACACCAACAAAAAUUCUCGAAUUUUUACCAUAUGGAACAAUUUCAACUUUAAAACCUAAAUGCUUUCUGCUAUUUGAUCAGAAAAUUGAUAUGAAUGCAAUUCUAAAGCAUUUAAUUGUGGUGAGCAAUAAUGGACACAGAAUACAAAGUGAUGGAUUAGAAUUAUUAGAUGAAACAUCAGCAGACAAUGAAUUUAAAUCUUUUAUUAAUAAUUUUAGAGGAAAUCGUGAUAAAUAUGUUGCAUUUACAUUUAAAAAUGAUCUAUUAAAAGCAACACAAUAUACAAUUCAAGUACCUAAAGGAUGUCCAUCAGCUGAAGGACCAUUAACGACAACAACAGAAUGGUCAGCAAGCUUUCAAACUUAUGAACCUUUGAAAAUAAUUGGUUGGUCUCCCAAUAAAAAGAAAGAAUGGCGUUCAUCUGUUCCUCCUGGUCAAAGUUGGUCGAUAACAUUCAAUAAUUCAUUAGAUCGUUCAACUAUUAAUAAAUCAUUAUUUAGAUUUGAACCAGAAGUCAAUGGUUUAGGUGUUAAACACACGAAAUACAAAGAUCAACAUAUAAUAUUGUAUAAUAAUUCUAAACCAAAUACUGUUUACACACUUUUGAUACAAUCAGAAACAUUGAAAGAUAUUCAUGGUCAAACAUUAGAACAUAAUUAUUCCGACGAACCAAUUCAAUUUCACGUCCAUCAUUCACCACCUUCAGUUGAAUAUCUACAUGGUGAAACAGGUAUGAUUAUAAUGGAUCCUGGUGUAUUGGAUGAUCCGUUUUAUUCAUUUAUGGUUCUUAAUUAUUCAGAAUUAAAAUUACGUAUUAAUCGUGUCAAACCAGAACAUUAUGAUCGAAAUUUACCAUGUUUCAUGCCAUAUAAAUACAUGAAUCAAGAACCACACCAACACAUUGAUUUACCUGGAAUAGAGUUGCUAAAUGAAACUUUUCAAACAAAUUGUGAAUGUGACGAACCAAAAGAGAUAAGAGUUCCUUUGAAAGCAUAUUUAACAAAAAACUCUGGAGUAGGUCAAUUAAUUGUAUUAAUUGAACCAACAGAAAAAGCACAGGAUCAAUAUCAAAACAGAAAUUGGCGCAGUAGACAAAUUAUAUCGGUCUGGCUACAAUGUACACGAUUAGCAGUAGAUUUAUUUGUUUCUUUAGGUACAGACAUGAGAUUAACUGCAUGGAUUACUGAAUUAAUGGCUGGUGUACCUGUCAAUCAAGCAAUUGUUUCAAUAUCAAAUAAGAAACAAGAAACAAAUCAACAUGGAUUAUGUACCAUUGAAAAAUGCAAAAUAGAAAAUGAAAUAUUGGUCGUUGAAAAAGAUGAUGAUCAAUGUAUGCUAACAAAUAUUUAUUCCCACACAUCAUAUCCUAAUGUUUAUAUCUGGCACGUAUUUAAUGAUCGAGGUUUAUAUAAACCAAAAGAAGAUGUACAUAUCAAAGGAUAUGUUCGAUUAUUGGAAGCAAAAGGCGAUGCAAAACUACCUACUUAUGUUCAAGGUAUUAUUAAUUAUACAGUUUAUGAUCCUCGUGGUCAACAACUUCAACAAUCAAAAGUCGAAUUGAAUACUUAUGGUGCAUUUGAUUUAAAAUUUACAUUACCUGAUAAUAUUAACUUAGGUGAUGCAUGGGUAUCAUUCUGUUUAUCAGAUUCACAAAUCGAAACAACACAUUAUUUCAAAGUUCAAGAGUUUCGUAGACCAGAGUAUGAAGUUUCAUCAAUGACUCGACCAUCAGCAGCACAUUAUUGUCAUUCAACUAAUGAUGAAUAUGUCAUAGCUACUUGUCAAGGAAAAUUAUUUGCUGGUGGUUAUUUAAAUGAUGCUAAUGUUCAAUGGAUAGUACAAGCUGAAACAACAACAUUUACACCACCGAAAAGAUUUGAUUAUACAUUUGGUAGAGCUCGACCAUUCUUUUGCUGGUUUGGCAAUGAUAAUGAUAAUAAAAUAAUAUAUCCGAAAGAGCGUUUUCAAGGUAAAACAGAUAAUAAAGGUAUAUAUGAAAUAAAAAUUACUUAUCAUGGUAUUGAAAAAGAGCCAAGACCAAUAAUGGUUCGUGCGUUAGCAGCCAUCACUGAUUUAAAUAAUCAAACACAGGAAACACAAACACAAUUUCUUAUUCAUCCAUGCACAUAUUAUGUUGGAUUUCAAUUAGUAAACAAUUAUGGAAAGAAAAAUCAACCUGUACAAACAAAAGUCAUUGUAACAGAUAUUGAUGGAAAUUUAAUUGAUAAUGUUUUAAUUGAAUGUAAAAUAAUUGGUAUUGGUAAAGAAAGAAAAGAAGAUGAAAAUGGUUUAAUUUUAUUUGAAGAAAUAAAAGAUGAACAACAAAUAACCAAUAUUAGUUCAAAUAAAGAUGCAAUCAAUAUGGAUUUUACACCAACAAUAGGAGGUAGAUACAAUAUAUCAUAUACUGUCAAAGAUGAACAAGGACGAUUAGCUAUGAGUUUCUAUGAUAAUCUUUAUGUUGCUGGUGGUAGUGAAAAAGAAAUAGAAAAACAGAAAGUAGAUUUUGUUCCAACUGAUACAAUUACAAUUAUACCAAAUGCAACAAAUUAUCAACCAGAUGACAUAUGUGAAUUACUUAUCCUAGCACCGUUUAGUCCAGCUAAUGGUCUAGUUAUACUCGACUGUGAUGGUCAAGUAUCACAACCAAUACAAUUUCAGGUAGAAUCUGGAAAAGAUUCAACAACUGUUAACUUUAAAAUAUCAAAAGAUUGGAUACCAAAAUUCACCGUUCAUGUUGAAUUAACAGGCUCAAUUCCAAGAGAACAGGAAUUAAUUUAUUCACCACAUCGUCCAGCAAUUGCUGUUGGUUCAAUAACAAUAGAAGUAUCAAGAGAUAUUUAUAAACUAAAUGUUUUAAUUAAUACAAAAGAAACAACGACAACCUUUACGCCAUCAUCAAUUAUCCAUAUCGAUGUCGACAUUAAACAAUAUGUCAAUGAUACACCUGUGGACAACGUAGAAGUUUGUCUAAUUAUUGUUGAUGAAGCAAUUUUAUCGUUAACUGAUCAUAAAUUAAAUAGUCCAUUAGAUAUAUUCUAUCCAGAUCGAACAGUAAGAAUUAGACAAUAUCAUGUUAGAAAUCGUUGUUUAAUAUUCAAUAUGCAAAAUAUAGAAGAAUUUAGAAAAUCUUUGCGAGAAACACAUUCUAUGUUAGGAGCAUGCUCCAAGCGUCGCUGUGGGGCCGCAUUAGGUGAUUUCGCUGGUUCUGGUGCUGAGCAAAAAAUAGCUGUUCGAUCGAACUUCAAUCCAUUAGCAUGUUGGAUGCCAUCAUCAAUUACUAAUUCAUUAGGACACGUUUCAUUUGAAGUUAAACUACCUGAUAAUCUUACACGCUAUCGUGUAUGGGCGGUAGCAACUAAUGAUAAACAGUAUGGUCUCAGUGAAAUGUCAUUUACAGUACAAUUACCGAUUAUGAUUCGACCUUCACCACCAAGUUUUCUUAAUUAUGGAGAUAUAGCUCAUUUUUCAGUUAUUUUACAAAACCAAACUGAUCUAUCACUACCGUUAUAUGCUGGUUUAAGAGCAACUAAUGCUAAAUUAUUAACAUCACAAACAACUCAACAAGCAGUUGGCUAUUCAAUUGUAUUACAACCAAGUAAACGAGUUGCUCUCAUAUUUCCAAUAUCAACUCAUCAUUCUGGUACGGCUCGAUUUCAGUUUGUAGUAAGUACUGUCGCAAAUGAAUCGAGUGCAUCAUUUGGUGAUGCAAUCGAACUCAGUUUACCUGUAUUCACACCAGCAACAUCUGAAGCAUUUGCUACUUAUGGUGAUAUAUGUGAAGAAGAAGUUAUUUUACAACCAAUAAAGACACCAGAAAAUGUUAUUCCACAAUUUGGUGAAUUAUCAAUAACAACAAGUUCAACAGCAUUAGCAUCAUUAACAGAUGCAAUUAUUUCACUCUAUACAUAUCCAUAUGAAUGUACAGAACAAUUAAGUUCAAGAAUAUUAGGUAUACAAUCAUUAUGGGAUGUUUUACAAGCAUUUCAUUGUAAAGAUUUACCUGAUGUAUCAGUGUUGAAAACAAAAUUAGAAUCAGAUAUGAAGAUAUUAAAAGGUCGUCAAUACUCAAAUGGUGGAUUUGGUUAUUGGACAAAUCGAACAGAUUCAUAUGCUGAUCCAUAUAUGAGUGUGCAUGUUGCACAUUGUUUAGCUGUUGUUACGAAUAAAAAGGUAUCCGAUGUUGAUAUAAAUAUGUUGAACAAUGCGCUAAAAUAUCUUCAAAAUAUUAAAUCUGAAAUUGAUCAACUACCAUACAGUAAAUAUUGGUCUGAAAUAACUCGAUUUAGUUUAAUGAGUUAUGCAUUAUAUGUACGAGCAAAAUAUCUUCAAAAUGUGGCUAAUGAAGCUUCACAAUUGUUUGACCAAAGUGGAUUUGAUAAACUUAGUUUAGAAGCAUUAGGUUGGUUAUUAGUAGCAUUAUCUACCGAGAGAAAUAAUGAUAACGAUCGAAUGAUAGGGAAAAUAUACAAACAUCUAAAAGGUAAAGUAAAUGAAACAAGUGAAACAGCUCAUUUUAUAACAUCCUAUGGUGAUGAUGGUCAAUCAGUUAUGUUACAUUCAAAUCAACGAACAGAUGCUAUAUUAUUAGAAGCAUUAUUAUAUAUUGAUCCAAAAUCAACUCUUUGUACGAAAUUAUGUAAAGGUUUACAAGCACAUAAAGUCAAAGGUGCAUGGAAGUCAACACAAGAAAAUUGUUUUGUAUUAAUUGCAUUAGAUAAAUAUUUUCACAUAAAAGAAAAAGAUACACCAGAUUUUGUUGCUAAUAUUUGGCUUGAUAAUGAUUAUUGUGGUGAACAUCAAUAUAAAGGUCGAACGACAAAUACAUAUACUAUAAAUAUUCCGAUGAAAGCGAUCUUGUCAUCGUCAUCAUCAUCCAACAUAAGUAAUAAUGAUAAGAAUCUAAUCAUGCGCAAAGAUGGUAAUGGCCGACUAUAUUAUCGUAUUGCAAUGAAUUAUGCUCCAUCAAGUCUACAACUAAAUGCAGUUAACUAUGGUUUUAAAAUUGAACGAACAUACACAGCUAUCGAUGAUCCAUCACAUGUUCAGAAACAAUCAGAUGGAACUUGGAAAUUCAAAUUAAAGGAAAAAAUUCAAGUCAUAUUAACAAUGACAACAACACAACGACGAUAUCAUAUAGUAUUAGUUGAUUAUUUACCAGCUGGUUGUGAACCAUUAAAUACAAAAUUAAAAGGUACAUUGACAGGUGACACACAAUCAUCAGUUACAAGAUCAAAUCGAAACAAUUAUUGUGGAUGCCGACCAUAUUCAACUCUUGGUUGGACUGAACAUGAAAACUUAAGAGAUGAACGUGCUGAAGCAUUUCGAUCAUUAUUAUGGCCUGGUGUAUAUGAGUGGAGUUAUGUAAUGCGUGCAACAUGUGCUGGAACAUUUAUCAUUCCACCAGCUAAAGCUGAAGAAAUGUAUUCACCAGAAAACUUUGGUCGAUGUGGAACAGAAAAGGUUAUAAUUAACUAA
Rotaria sordida is the source of this 6213-nucleotide messenger RNA. NCBI's taxonomy places the organism in Eukaryota, Metazoa, Rotifera, Eurotatoria, Philodinida, Philodinidae. The record is from the annotation of a GenBank genome assembly.